AUGGGAUCAUUGAAGAAACUGAAUGUACUGUCUCUGCAACACAACAAUCUAACCGGCGAGAUCCCUUCAAGUGUAGCCGGUUCGAUUCCGAAAACCAUAGCCGAUAUCCCUCAGCUGGAUUCUCUGGACGUACGCAACAACAGCCUCUCUGGCAUUCUUCCACCUGGUCUUAAGAAGCUGAGUGGAAGAUUCCAGUUCGAGAACAAUCCCGGGCUGUGUGGGAUUUGUUUCCCCCUACUGAGGGCUUGUUCGGGUUUUGACAAUGUGAAUAUUGAACAACUCAAUCAGCCUUCUCCGCAGGUUGUUUCGGAUACGUCUGGUCUGCACAACAUAACCAAAGCUGUUUACUUUCACGGGAAUUGCAACCAAACCCAUUGCCAGAAAACGUUGAAACUGCCACAAGUUGCUGUGAUCUCCAGUGUGAUUACAGUGGGUAUAACGUUGGUGGGAGCUGGUUUCUUGACAUUCUUUCGCUACAGAAGAAGGAUACAGAAGAUGGGUGAUGUGACGAAGUUGUCUGAAGGAAGGCUAAGCUCGCCAGUAAACGGUGCUUCACCUCUGAUCUGUCUGGCAUAUUCCAAAGAAUGGGAUCCGCUCGGCGACAGCAGGACAGGAAUGGAGCCAGGUUUCUCAUUGGACCACCGUUUUCUCGUAAACAGCAGUUUCAGGUUUAGUAUGGAAGAUAUUGAAUCUGCAACACAAUGUUUCUCAGAAGCAAAUCUAUUGAGCAGAAGCAACUUCUCAUCAGUUUUCAAAGGAAACCACCGGGAUGGCUCUCUUGUCGCCAUAAAAAGAAUCAAUAUAACGAGCUGCAAGAACGAGGAAGCUGAGUUCUUGAAGGGUCUGAAUGUGUUAGUCUCGCUCUCACACGAAACCCUCGUUAAGCUACGAGGGUUUUGCUGUUCCAGAGGCAGAGGCGAAUGCUUCCUCAUCUACGAUUUCGCCCAGAAUGGAAAGCUCUCAGAUUUUCUCGACGCACAAGAAAAUCUGCUUUCGAACCCGAGAAAACUCACGUUUCGAUUUUGUUUUGCCGGGGUUGGUUGCCGUUUUCUGAUUUCAAUCACAGAGCAAAAGCACAACCGGAAAAAACGGUCGGUUAAGGAGAACCGGAAUCCUGGUUAA
Messenger RNA from Tarenaya hassleriana, 1122 nucleotides. RefSeq names its product protein NSP-INTERACTING KINASE 2-like. The transcript has 4 exons. Gene Ontology annotation, molecular function: ATP binding; receptor serine/threonine kinase binding; protein kinase activity. NCBI's taxonomy places the organism in Eukaryota, Viridiplantae, Streptophyta, Magnoliopsida, Brassicales, Cleomaceae. Bases 1 to 1122 code for a protein of 373 amino acids. Gene Ontology annotation, biological process: protein phosphorylation. The record is from RefSeq and is a predicted model, not a curated record.